ACCAUACGCAGAUCAACUAGAGUGAGACAACAAUGGUCAAGCUCUGCUCUUUGGUGUUUUUCGUGUGGAUAGCAGUGGUCAGCAAUGGCGUUUUGGCAGGUAAGCUGGAUUGGGUAAAAGUUGUGAAACGCCCAGCUUGCAAUCGCUUUGAUGUCAGCGUCAGCAUUGACUGCGAUAGAGGGCUCAUCAAACGUCCGUCUAACUACUGGUUCAAAAAGCUGUGCGGCUACUGUAGAGAGGGUAUUCAGAAAUACUGGUCCAGAAAGAUUUCCUAUGGUGGUAGCACCUGGAAAGUGAAUGUCUACACAGUGCUGAAAAGCAAAGGAGACAGGAAAAAAAUCAAGCUAAGGUACUACAAGAGAGAAGGAUGGUUCUUCAGCAGUACACGUUCCCACAACUCAGACAUCUUGAAAAUGACGGUGAAAUAUCUGGCCUACAAAAGUAACGCUGCACUUCGCUUCAAACGUACCUGCGCUCACGAGAUCGGCCAUUCCUUCCUAAAAGCUGCGCGUGGACUGACCUAUAGUUGGGGACACAAAGGUACCUCAAGCAUCUUUGGAAAAAUAAAGUCAAAUGCGCCAUCUUAUCCCAGCAGAGGCGAAAUUGACCUGAUGAAGUACUACAGGGGGAAGGCCAGUAAUUACUACUCCAGAUCGAUCGCCGCCAAAAGUGACGUGAAGGACUUGGUGUUCAAAGUUGGAGACACUUUCACCACCAAUUCUGGUAAAUGCUGAUUGCUAGGCUUUCCCUUUACUUUUUAAGAAAACCCGAA
Lingula anatina is the source of this 772-nucleotide messenger RNA. RefSeq lists its product as uncharacterized. The record is from RefSeq and is a predicted model, not a curated record. NCBI's taxonomy places the organism in Eukaryota, Metazoa, Brachiopoda, Lingulata, Lingulida, Lingulidae.